GGUUUAAUCAACUACCACACAAUUAUUUUGCAGACUAUUCUGCUUUGUGGUUGAAAGGGUUACCAUUUAAUCAUUAUUUGUAACACUUGAUUGACAAUUCUACAGUUUUUUAUUCUGAUCCAUGUAGUUUGGUAAAAAAAAAAUAAAUUAGGAUUUCAAGAGUAAAUUAUGUUCUCUGCAUCUUUAUUGUUAAAAAUCCUGCAACAUUUCUGUUGGUUUCCAUAUUUUGUUUCACCUUAGUUCUUUGCUCAUUCUCUAGCCAGCCUGAUUUUCCAGGUUGCUACUGCAUGAAAAAGUGGACAAUCGAUCAACAUUUCUACUGUGUUAAUCAAUCACAGAAUGUCAAAAAUGAAAUUGUUUCCUCCGCUUAACUUUGAGCACAGAUCCUAAAAUAAUAUGACUGAUGGACUGGAUCGACAGCUCUUGACAAAUUGUCAGCUAAAACAUGGGGAGGGGAAUGCAGAAGUUUGACCCUCCUGUAAACCUGUAAUAACUGGGCAUUAAGCCACUGAACUACAGCCACACGCAAUGGGUGACAAACAGUUACAAACACACACCAAGCCACACUUAACGCUACAAACCUAGUGUGGAAAUUAGAUUGUUAUUUCUAUUGCUUAUCUACAUUGUCAUGUAGAAAAGAAAACUCAGUGAAAUAACACAUUUUUUGGAACUGGGAAUACAAUUUUCUGCACUAGGAACUAAUGCGGAGAAAAAGCUUUAUCCCUCACCAACGGAAAUUUGGAAACAGAAGGAAUACAAUAAAAUAAGUGUGCUGAAGAACAGGCCUACUUUAAAGGGAUAUCACAAACCAUGCCUUUGCCCUACACAACACUUUCAACACGGUGUUGGUGUAUCACAUGUCAGGGCACGUCCAUUCUGCACUAGCAUUGGGGACAACACAAAUUUGUGAAUGAACUUGAAACCUUGAACAGCUCAAUACAGGGCACUAAGGGGAGAGGAGAGGAAACAUCAUGCCUAUUGGAGUCCCUAUGGGCCUUGUGUCCAAGAGCUGUAGAGGGCAAAGUGCCAACUAUCUCUGAUUUUAUAGCAAACUUCCACCUGUGAUUUGCAGGUGUGGAAAACUAAAAAAAAAAAAAAAAUUCCUGCCACGAAUGAAUAACAUCAGAAACAUACGAACAUAUGGUACUACUAUAUUCAACGUGUACAUCCUGUCGUUGCAACAGCAUACAGCAUACAAUGUCCUGUCAACAACGCAGUCAGGAAUGAGUCAUACAUGUACACAGGAACCUUCAGAGAGUAUACGCUUAUGUGAUAUGGCAUCCAAUGUCACAGUCCAAUCCGUCCUGAGCAAGAUCAGCCAGGAUCAUCUAGAAUGUUCCAUCUGCUCCUGUCGUUUCAAGGAGCCUAAAGUGCUGGACUGCUUACAUAGUUUCUGCCUGAAAUGCCUCCAGCAGCUCAGCCAAGGUCAAGGAUCAGGUUCUACCAAGCUAACGUGUCCUCUCUGCAGACAUGACACCAAGCUGAAAGGAAAUGAUGUUGCUGCUUUGCCUAAUAACUUUGCACUGGGAGCCCUGGUUGAAGAAUUCACAAUACAGGAACAACUGUCUGGGGUUCAGUUGGGUUCAGAGAUCAAAUGUCAAGCCUGUGAGGAAGAGAAUCCAGCUAUCUCAAGAUGUAUGGACUGUGACAGUUUCCUAUGUCAAGAAUGCAAAACGUUACAUGGACGUCUGGCCAUGUUGAAAUCUCAUUCAAUCCGUACACUGGAUGAGCUUAGCUCAGGCAAAAAUGUCUACAAGAGCAAAUUACGAGAAACUCCAAAAUGUGCGAGACAUCCAGAUCAAAUUGUCAGCAUGUACUGCAACACAUGUGAGACAGUAGUGUGCACCACAUGCUACGCCCUCCAUCAUGCAAAGCACUCCCUUACUGACUUGUCGGAAGCAUCUGGCAAAUGCAAGCAGGACAUUGCAGAGAUGAUGGCAAAAGCCGAAAAGAUCCAGAAAACCUGGCGCACAGCUGAAAAGAAAGUGGCAGGGACAAGGGAAAAACUUGGCAACAUGUAUUUCGAUGCCACAGCAAAAAUCUCCGAGAAGGCUGACAAGGAGGUUGCAAGGAUAAGACAGGAGGAGAGAAAGCUGAAGGAAGAGGUAGAGAAGGUUUACAAAGAGAAACUUCAGAAGCUGACAACUGCUGAAGCUACAUGCAGCAAGGAGAGGAGCCAAACAGCACAGAAGCUGGAUGAUGUGAACAGACUUGUGGCACGAGCAAGCUCCUGUGAGAUUCUUAACCUCAAGGAGAAACUCUUUCAAAACCUCCAAGAACUUUCAAGUAAAAAACCACCAGCUGUCACAAAACAAGCUGCCUUUCAUUUUGAAGAGGGUGAAGAGGUCAGCCUUGGCAAACUGGUGCUAGAUGCCAAAUCCAAACCAAAAUUACAAGCCCAAGAUGAGGAGAAUCCACUGCAGGGACCAGAGCAGCCUUAUCUUUCCAAAACGUGGGACUUAAAGACAGAGAGAAAGAAUUUUGACUCUGCUAGAGAUGUUGCAGUGUGCUCCAACAAUGAUAUCAUUGUGGUGGAGGCAAAAGCCACACAACACCAUCUGAAAACUUUCGUUCCUGUUAGCAAAAGCGAAGCCAAAUUGCAAGGCACUGUCCCAUCUAAAGCAACGAUACUUCAAAUCAAAGGUUUAAAAAACCCAAGCCAAGUCAAAGUAGACAAAAAUGAUCAAAUCACUAUUCUAGACCGUAAAGUAGUCAAGACCUUCAACCGGGAUUAUCAGCUCCUCCGUUUUUUCGAAGCUACUGAUGAUUUGUCUCGCCCACCAUCGUGCCUCGCAGUGGAUGACAACGUGAUAGCACUGGGUUAUGAGAGAAAGGGAGAGAUUUCCUUGCACAAUCCGUAUGGAACCCUCAUAAAGACCCUACCAGCUCCAGGCAUUAGCGAUAACAUGACACUCUCUAAUCAGCAUCUCAUCUACACCAACAGAAAACAGAAACAGGUUGUGUCGGUUGACUACAAGGGCAGUGUGGUGUUCUCGGCAGAGAUACCGAGCCAGGCCUCUCAGCAAUGUGAACUAUCAGAUGUGUGCUGUGAUGACCAAGGAUACAUAUUUGUAGCGGCCUUUAUAAAUAACGAACGAGCUGAAAUUCAUCACUUCAGUCCUGAUGGCAAGCAUCUCGGGCGGGUGAUAAGGGGACAGUAUCUUAUUAAGGGCAUCACUUUUUCACCAUGUUGUACAAUGCUGGUAGUUGCUGCCGGGAAUUCUGUUAAAAUCUACCAUCAAACAUAGAUCUACCAUCAAGAAUUCAACUACCAUUGGCAUACAUACAACAUCAAACACAGAUCUAUUAUCAAGCACAGAUCUAUCACUGAGUA
This is a messenger RNA of Acanthaster planci (crown-of-thorns starfish), 3334 nucleotides long. RefSeq lists its product as uncharacterized. NCBI's taxonomy places the organism in Eukaryota, Metazoa, Echinodermata, Asteroidea, Valvatida, Acanthasteridae. The record is from RefSeq and is a predicted model, not a curated record. Gene Ontology annotation, molecular function: ubiquitin protein ligase activity; zinc ion binding. Gene Ontology annotation, cellular component: nucleoplasm.